Molecule: messenger RNA, 1430 nt
Organism: Branchiostoma belcheri (Belcher's lancelet)
Lineage: Eukaryota; Metazoa; Chordata; Leptocardii; Amphioxiformes; Branchiostomatidae
Product: olfactory receptor 1082-like
Exons: 1
Coding region: 15-1424 (469 amino acids)
Biological process (GO): G protein-coupled receptor signaling pathway
Cellular component (GO): membrane
Molecular function (GO): G protein-coupled receptor activity
Source: RefSeq, a predicted model, not a curated record
ACAUCAUCUAAAACAUGGCAGAAGAGGCAAGUGGUUUUUCUGCUAAUAACGACAGUAUGUAUCGUAACCUGUCUGACAGUCUACUGUCUCGUGGCCUCCAGACAGCAUAUCUAACCGUCAGUCUGGUUGUGGCUGUAGGGUGUAGCCUGCUGCUCAUUAUCCUGGCUUGGAAGAAGAAAUAUCUCCAAAAGCCUCGUCACUACCUACGAUGUAACCUGGCGGUAGAUGACCUCAUCUUUACCGGCUGCAUGAUUCCGAUGAAGAUUAGUGUGCUCUUCAGUGAGAACAGAAGCAGUCUCCAGCUUUUAUGUGGUCUCCAGCGGAUAGUGGCCCCUCCAUUAUCAAUAUCAAUGUUUGGUACGUACCUCCUGAUGGCAAUAGAACUGUACUACUUCAUAUGCUAUCCACUGCACUACAACAGCAAGGUCACCACAAAGUGGGCUGUUAUUGGCAUAGUCACAGUCAGGGUCUUAGCCCUGUUCUUUGGCCUUGGGCCUGUGGUCAUCAAACAACUGGAGAACCCUGGAAGCCGGAUAUGUGAUAGAGAUCCCUUAGACAGCACCACCGCAGCUGCCAUCUUCAGAGACAUUUACCAAAUCGGGAUAAUACUGGUUGUUCUUGCCAUCAUCAUACUCUACUGCUUUGUGUUCAAAGAAGCUAGGAAACAGCAAGAGAGGGAUGAGAACCGCAACCUGUGGCUCUAUCAGACUAAGGCCUUCAAAACACUGGCACCUCAUGUCAUUGUUUUAGCUGUGUCAGUAGCAACACUUAUGUCCAUGCUUGUCCUGAAACGGGCGAUGUUGACUAAAGAAAAUGCACCAGUCACAUUACACAGAGCUGAGAAAGCAGCCAGCAUUCUUUACCUGACCCUAUCAUCCAUGGUCAACCCCAUCGUAUACAGCGUCAGACAACCAGAGUUCCGAAGAGCAAUGAGAGAACUGUGUGGCAUGACUCCCAACGCACCCGUAGCACCGGCUGCAUCAACACCACCCAUACAGCAUGGACAGGACAUGGAGAUGGCUGUCAUUGAUAUUCCUGAUCAUGGUAACGAGUCAUCAGGCCAAGAUGUCACGUCAGCACCACAUUCUCAGGAAGAAGAGGCAAUGAACGAGGGGCAGCAUGGAGGGACUCAAGGCACCUCUCACUCCAGCCCAGGCACUGACACUACUGACAAUACUGUGAGUUCAGGCAGAAACCAGUGGCUGGCAGCUACUACAUCCAGCCCAAAUAUAGGACACAGUCACAGAGGCAGACAUGCAUGGCCAGCAAACAUCACCUCUCAGUCCAGGCCAAACACAGUCAAUACAGGUGGAAACCUGUGGCUAGCACUUACUACGCCCAGCUGUCAGUCCAGCCCAAAUAUAGGACACAGAGUCAGACACGCAUGGCCAGGAGGCAUCACCUCUAAGUCCAGGAUACUGUAAUUACAG